UAUCUAUAUGUGAACUUGUCAAAUAAAGGUUUAAACAAUAGGAAUUAUUCGGGCGAAAUUUGUUUGAAGGAAGGACGCAUUCUACGUACGUAAAACUCUAUUAAAGGGCACCGAAAGUUAUGAAAUGAGUCUAAAAUCUUUAUUUUCGGGUCUGCGCACGGCCGCGAUAACGGUGGCGGCGGUGCUGAACAUGACCAGUGACGAGACGUGCUUCAAUGGGAUUGGCUGCUUCUCAAACGAGGCACCAUUCAACAACGCGGCUGGCCGCCUCCCUCAGUCACCUGAUGCCAUCCGCGCGGUGUUUUCCGUGUACACUCGCCAGAACCGUAAUGUGCCGCAGGUGAUCUCCGCUAACCCCGUCCUCGUUCGCGCCUCUUUCCUGUCGCCCUACCGAAAGUCUAUCUUCAUCAUCCACGGUUAUCGGGACGACGGCCGGGAGACGUGGGUCAUGGACAUGAAGAACGCCCUUCUCAAGCAGGCUGACGUGAACGUCGUGUCGGUGGACUGGGAGCGUGGGGCAAACCAGGCCGACUACAACCAGGCCGCCUCCAACACGCGCGUCGUUGGCGCCCUGAUCGCACAGCUGCUCACUACCCUCCGCCAAUUCCGGUCGCUGAAUUAUGGAGACGUUCAUCUUGUGGGCCACAGCUUGGGUGCACAUAUCGCCGGGUAUGCUGGUGAACGCGUCAAGUCUGUUGGAAGAAUUACAGGUCUUGAUCCAGCGGGGCUGUCGUUCGAAGGGCAGCCUUCCGAGGUACGCCUGGAUCCCACAGACGCUCUGCUUGUUGACGUCAUACACACGGACGCCCAACCCAUUACUAGUCUAGGGCUGGGAGCCAAGAAGCCGAUGGGUCACGUUGACUUCUACCCGAACGGAGGAAAGGACCAACCUGGCUGUACAAGGUCGCCCCGAACGCACCUCUUUAAACUCAUCACAGGAAAAUUCAGAAGUUUUAAGAAGGGUAUCGCGUGCGAUCAUGCACGGGCUCGGGACUACUUUAUAGAGUCGAUCACUUCCACAUGCCGCUUCACAGCCAACCUCUGUCGAAGCUAUAACGCUUUCGUCCGCGGGGACUGCCCUUGUCGAACGACUCCGUGCGCGUCCAUGGGCUUCCAUGCACGUGCAAAUAGCGUUCACGGAAAAUACUUCCUUGACACGACUGAUAAGUCCCCGUUUUGUUUGGAUCGGAACUAAAUCAAUGAAAAUAUUUUAGUUUUAGUAAUCCUGCCGACAUUGGACGCGUUUAACCUUACCG
Messenger RNA from Mya arenaria, 1256 nucleotides. Its product is annotated as inactive pancreatic lipase-related protein 1-like. Gene Ontology annotation, molecular function: triacylglycerol lipase activity. Lineage: Eukaryota; Metazoa; Mollusca; Bivalvia; Myida; Myidae. The coding region runs from base 125 to 1195 and encodes 356 amino acids. Gene Ontology annotation, biological process: lipid metabolic process. The transcript is spliced from 6 exons. The record is from RefSeq and is a predicted model, not a curated record.